GCCGCUGCUGCCUCUUUCCCUCCCUCCUCCCUCUCUCUCUCUCCCUGCCUGCCGCGGUGUAGCAGGAGCAGCGCGGCCGGAGCGCGGCGGAGGCGGCCAUUCCUUAACACAGCGAGAGAGAGCGCGAGCGCAGCGUGUGCCCUCCCCCCCCCGCGGGCUCGGUCGCGCUCAGGAGAUGCCCUCGGCUACCAACAGCACCAUGGCGAGCAGCACCACCGGCGGCAGCGGCGGUGGCGCCGGCAAAGCCGCGCCGGGCAGCGAGGCCGCCCCGGCGGUGGCGGCGGCGGCCCCGCAGGCGGCGGCGGCGGGUGUGAACAUCACUACGGUGCAGACCGAGGCCAUGAAGCAGAUCCUGGGGGUGAUCGACAAGAAGCUGCGCAACCUGGAGAAGAAAAAGAGCAAACUUGAUGAUUACCAGGAACGAAUGAACAAGGGAGAACGUCUGAAUCAAGAUCAACUGGAUGCAGUGUCAAAAUACCAGGAAGUGACAAAUAAUCUGGAAUUUGCUAAAGAACUGCAGAGGAGUUUCAUGGCUCUGAGCCAAGAUAUCCAGAAGACAAUAAAGAAGACAGCUCGCAGGGAGCAGCUGAUGCGGGAGGAGGCUGAGCAGAAGCGUUUAAAGACUGUGCUGGAGCUGCAGUUCAUUCUGGAGAAGCUGGGGGACGAUGAAGUUCGCAGCGACUUGAAACAAGGCUCCAGUGGGGUCCCAGUGCUGACAGAGGAGGAGCUCACGAUGCUGGAUGAGUUCUACAAGCUGGUUUACCCUGAACGAGACAUGAACGUGAGGUUGAAUGAGCAGUAUGAGCAAGCAUCUGUUCACCUGUGGGACUUACUGGAAGGGAAAGAAAAACCAGUUUGUGGAACAACCUACAAAGCCCUGAAGGAGGUGGUUGAACGGAUCCUUCAGACCAGUUACUUCGACAGCACCCACAACCACCAGAAUGGGCUGUGUGAGGAGGAGGAGGCAGCACCUGCCCCUGCAGUAGAAGACACUGUGGCAGAGGCUGAACCUGAUGCAGCAGAAGAAUUUACUGAACCAACUGAAGUUGAAUCAACUGAGUAUGUAAACAGACAAUUCAUGGCAGAGGCUCAGUUCAGCAGUAGUGAGAAGGAACAGGUAGAUGAGUGGACAGUUGAAACGGUUGAGGUCGUAAAUUCGCUGCAGCAACAGACACAAGCGACAUCUCCUCCUGUUCCUGAACCUCACACGCUUCCCACUGUGGCUCAGGCAGAUCCUCUGGUGAGAAGACAGCGAGUACAGGACCUCAUGGCCCAGAUGCAGGGCCCCUACAACUUCAUGCAGGACUCCAUGCUGGAAUUUGAGAACCAAACACUUGAUCCUGCCAUUGUAUCUGCACAGCCCAUGAACCCAGCACAGAGUUUGGACAUGCCACAAAUGGUUUGCCCUCCAGUUCAUGCUGAGUCGAGACUUGCCCAGCCUACUCAAGUUCCUGUGCAACCAGAAGCUACACAGGUUCCCUUGAUUUCUUCUACAAGUGAGGGAUAUACAGCCUCCCAACACAUGUAUCAGCCUUAUCACACAGCACAGCAACGACCACAGAAAGAAUCAAUUGACCAGAUUCAGGCUUCAAUGUCACUGAAUGCAGACCAGACCCCAUCCUCAUCAUCACUUCCCACUGCAUCCCAGCCCCAGGUGUUCCAGGCUGGAUCCAGCAAGCCUUUGCAUAGCAGCGGAAUCAAUGUCAAUGCAGCUCCAUUCCAAUCCAUGCAAACAGUAUUCAACAUGAAUGCACCUGUUCCUCCUGUUAAUGAGCCAGAAACCCUUAAGCAGCAAAAUCAGUACCAGGCCAGUUACAACCAGAGUUUCUCCAGUCAACCUCACCAAGUAGAACAAUCAGAUCUUCAGCAAGAACAACUCCAGACAGUGGUUGGUACUUACCAUGGGUCCCCAGACCAGACUCACCAGGUGGCAGGCAACCACCAGCAACCUCCCCAGCAGAACACUGGGUUUCCCAGGAACAGCCAGCCUUACUACAACAGCCGAGGGGUGUCCCGUGGGGGAUCUCGCGGGGCCCGGGGGCUCAUGAACGGUUACAGGGGACCGGCCAACGGAUUCAGAGGGGGAUACGAUGGAUACCGUCCUUCCUUUUCCAACACUCCAAACAGUGGUUAUACGCAGCCCCAGUUCAAUGCUCCUCGGGAUUACUCAAAUUACCAGCGGGAUGGAUAUCAACAGAAUUUCAAACGUGGCUCUGGACAAAGUGGACCUCGGGGAGCUCCUAGAGGUCGUGGAGGACCCCCAAGACCAAACAGAGGGAUGCCUCAGAUGAACGCUCAGCAAGUGAAUUAAACACAUUCACAGGAUCACAUUCAACGCCAAAAACACGCUGGCCAGUGUACAAUACAUGUUACCAGAAGAGUUAUUAUCUAUUUGUUCUCCCUUACAGGAAGUUUGUUGUAAAGGGACUAUUUUCAUUACCCAUAAUGACAGGACUACAGUUGCCAGCUUUAUAUUACCUGGAUAUUGAAAGGAACGAAACAACGUUUACUCUGCAUGUUCUGUCCUAAGCAUCAUCUUGAGCCUUGCACAUGAGAUUCAGAUUCCUCACCCUUGCUAAGAGUAAAGCAAAAAAAAAGGCAAUUUCCAGGGUGAUCCAAUCUCCAUGGUUAACUGAAGUGGCAGGAAAAAAGUAAAGACUCACUUCUGACAUUUAAAAGCGAUUUAACAAAUUGGGAUAAAAUCUGCAAAUUCAUAAAUAUUUACUGUGGUGGCAGUUGACAAAACAAUGUGCCCAUGAAAGGAUGGAAAAGGUGAAGUGUGGCUUGGUAGAGCAACUGCAUUUCAACUUUUUCUUAUUAAAUUGAAGCACUGAACAGUUAAAGAUGUGUAGUGAUGCAAUUGCCCUCAAUAGACAGAUGGGCUUAGAGCCAGUUUUUGACAAAGAAGCACCCUUAGCUGCAGCCUCCUCCUCACCAGGGCCCUGAAUCCUGUGGCUAAGGAUUUAAGAACGCUUGCAUAACUGCUAAUGUAACUGUGUAACUAUUUUUUUUUAGGAGAAAAGGAAAAAAAAACCCAAAAACAAAGCUUUGAUUUGGCACUUCAACAAAAUUUUGCAACAAAUGUGAGAUAUAAUCUGGAUGGCCACUGUAUAUUUGAUGUGAAGUAUUUAGGUAUCUCUCUGAAACACUUUUAAGUUCCUCUGAUAGCAAUGACUUUUGUAAGGAUUGGUAUUCUCGAUCAUUCCUUAUGACUUGCACAUUGUCUGUCACUAAUACUUGACCUUGCUGUAUUAUCACCUAAAUAACUGAUGCCGGUACUGAUGGAAAUCUCUAAUGGAUAAUCAUAACACUUUUGGUCACAUGUCCUUUUGUCUUUCCUGCAGCCUUGAAGGUUUGAAGAAAUCUCAAAUGCCCGCUGCUGCUGCUGCCCUUUUAAUUGCUCUCUUUUGAAAAGCACCAGUAUGUGUUUGAGUUGAUUUCCCCUUUGAAGGGAAAUGACAGCCAGCAGUUACAGUUCUAAUGGUAUAAGCAAGACAAAUAAAACAUGUUUAUAAAAAUUGUAUCCUGGAACACUGGUUUUCAACGACUGAAACAGAUUCCAUGUGAUGGGGUGACAUUUCAUAAGGUUUUUUAUUUGUUUGGGUUUUUUUCUCCCUAAUAAUCUCUUUUCCUGACUAGAUGUAAACCCUCCUCCUGUUUUCCUGGUUUUACUCUACUAGCUGUGACUUCUGGGAAACCUUUAUUUUUAUGGACUUUUCCUUUUCGUCAAGGCAGCGAUGUAUAAAAGCAAUGGCAUAAGCCUGGGAGCUGGAAAAUAACAAGUCUUACUCAAGUUUUACUGCAUCCUUGUGGUAUAAUCCUUGGAAAAAUCACUUGUGCCUGCCUUCUGCGCACAUGCACUCUCUCUGCAGUGGGGAGAAUAUUUUGAUGCUGCCUCCAUAGAGGUGUUGGUAGUUCUGUUGCAUUCUAUAGCACAUGCAAGAAGAAAAGUGCUAUAUACUCUAUGUUAAAUAUUGCUCAUCAAAUAAUUCCUGCCUGUGGAAAGGUGAAAUUAAGGAACAGCUGCGUGUUGUUUACCUGUUCUAUACAAAACUCAAGGUUGUUUUCACUCAGAACUUUCAGAACUUGCAGUCAGAUGUUUUGACUUCGUGGUGGAACAACCUGGAACUCCGUACAAAUAGGUGGUGAUCUCACUUUUCCAUGUCCUAUGCGAAGAGCACAAAUGAAAAAUGGUUUUGCAGCGGGAAGUGAUAAGUUUGUGAAGACAAUAUUCCACACCAGGCAUCCUGAAACGGUGCUGAUGUCUGGGAGCAGCAGUUUGAGUCAAGGCCUAAAAACAUUCCGUACCAGUAUCACAAUCCAAAAACUGCAGCCGGGGAGAAGUUGCUGUUCUGUGUCUUUUUUAGGAGGUUAUUACUGAGAUAAUAGUCCCAACUGUUUUUUAACUGGAAACAAAUAAAAAGACAAACCUUUUAAUGUCGAACUGAUGUAGGAAAACAGUGAAUUCCUUUAAUUAUUUUUUCUUUUUUGUGCAUCAGCUUCCUGUUUAAAUGGUUGGUAGAACACAAGCUGUUCAGCUUUUCCCAUUGCACACCAAAUGCUCCUUAAGUAGCUGAUUGUAGUUGGGCAGUAAACAUGCAACAUACUGAAUUAAAGAUUCCUGAAUGGAUCAGAACAUUCCACUGAAAGUAUUGGGGGUUGGUUUGGGUUUCUUUCCAACUUAAAAUAAAACAUCGGGUAGAUAAGGGGCCUCCUGACAAGUUUGUAAACGUUUUCUGGUGUGAGAACAGCCUUUAGAGCAGCUGCUCUGCUGUUUUCUGGGAGAGGGAGAGGAGGAACAAGUCCAUGAGAGGUGUUUAAGCUGGGAAUUUGCACUGACUCCUUUAAUCUCAUCUAAUAAACUGUAGCGAAAGCUCUUCUGGGGUCACCCUGUGGCACAUGGGUCCACUCACUGUUUUUCUGGCCUGUUCAGGGGAGCUCCAAAUUAUCCUUACUCUGUAGCUUGGCUCUGGGUCUGAGUCCCAUCCUGAUUGUGAGCAUUCCUAGGUAUGUUUCCUUUAAAAAAGGUCAUAUCUUGAACCAAGACCGUUACAAGAAGUUAAUCGUGAGGCAAAGUGGUGGGAUUUCGAGGCUGCUUCUGUUGCAGAGCCCAGGAUGAGGUGUUUAUCCUCUGGGGAAACAUCCUGUGUUGGAGAGAGUGAGGAUAACACAGUGCUGUGUCUGAGCCUGCAGGUACACACAGCAGUUGCACCUUUUUGGUGGUUUUACCUGAUUCUUCCAAGAAGUGUUUUUGGGAGAAUUGGAGCCUAGUUCUGGCUGCCUUCUUGCAUAUACAGCUACCCUGAGAAUUUUAUUUUGGCAGGGCCUUUGUUAUCUGGGCUGUGAUAACGUGCAGUGGGGUGUGUUUGAGAACAAACCUCUGCCUUCAGCCUCUUGCUGCUUCUUGGCUGUAAUUCAAGGUUUCUUGAGCAAACAGUAUUAAUCACUCAAUUACUUCAGAUGUUUAUACCUAUUGUUACUGUGUUUGGGGAACUCGGAUUCUUCCUGGACAUCCUAAAACUUAAAAACUUAGAAAUCAGAGCUGUUGUCUCGUACUUGAGGCCAGUGUCCUGAAUUUUACUUCUGUUGUUCCUGCAUAUAUUAAGAACACUGUACAACUUUGGGAUUUUGCUGUGGAGCAUUCUAAACUUCACUUAACUCCUGUUUUCUUUCCAAGAUACUGCCUUUUGCAUCUCAGCAAUCAGAGUAGUUGAAAGAGGAUUGUUGGCUUCUUGUUUUAACCAAUAAAUGCAUUCUGCUGGGAUUUGAAACUCUCAGAGAACUUUGGGACCUUAAUGUGUCUUCUCAGAGUGUCCUGCUGACGUUAUUUUUGAGGCAGAUUGAUUAUGUCUUUUACAGGUCUUUGGAGAAUGGAUCGAGCUUCCUUCUUUCCCCAAAUGGCAUUUGAGUGACUACUUUGGAGAGAAGUUACUGAAGAGGUUUUAACUGUAGAUAAAUACUGAAAAGAUGACAAAUGAAAAGUGGUUGAACUUCAUAUUAUUAAAAACAAAUCUGUGAAUAUAAUGGGGGACUCAAGAACUCAUUAACCAGCCCAGGUAAUGAGGCUGCUGGAUCCGUCUUGGAUAAAAACACAUUAUGUCUCUUGCUUAUGUGAAACUUCUUGGUUAAAGUGUUUGCAAAGAUGGAAAUGGAUGCUUGAAGACACAAAUUUGUAGCUGGAGCUGAGGUUUGUCACUGUGAAUUAGACUUUUAAUUUCUAAAAUGUGUUUCAAUGAUAUUCCAUCUGCUUUCCAUGUGGAUGGGACAGGAAAAGUUUUCAAUCCUUGAAAACUCAAUUCUUGAAUAUAAUGCUAUUAAAAUUAUUUGUGGCUCUCUGGGUUUAGCCUUAAUGGAGGGAAGGAAAUCUGUUUUCCAAAAUCCACAUCCUGAAGCCACUCUGAGCAGCACAUAAGAGAACUGUAUUAGGAAAACUUCAGCUUAACUUCACAUUUGGUUCUGAAUUAAAUUUAUUGUUUGCUCUUGCUGCAGUUAUUAAUUUUAAAAGCCACACUCUGUUUCCCCUCCCCUCACUUUUUAAUGUCCAUAAAACAAUGACAUGGGUGUAACUGGCUCAGUUCUCAUUUCUAUAAAAUGUGUUCAAAUAGUGAAUCAAAGUACACCUGGAAUUUUGGUCUCAAGCUAAAUUUUAGUCAUUAUCCAUUAGACUUUUAUUAAAUGAAAAUGUAUUUUUUUUUUAAGCUCUUCAGUUUUAGAAUAAAUUUUAGCAAUGCUUCUACCAUAUAAAAUAAGUGUUCAGAGUUUUAGUUUCUUGUCAGGUUUAAAUUUUCUGAUGGCCUUAAACAUACCUGUAUAUAUGUCUUUGCAGUUCUUAAACUCAACGUUGGAAACCAAUUGGUCCAUGGCUUAUGUAAACACUUGAAAAAUAAAUCUAUUUAAAUGUUU
Pipra filicauda (Wire-tailed manakin) is the source of this 6903-nucleotide messenger RNA. RefSeq names its product cell cycle associated protein 1 (gene CAPRIN1). NCBI's taxonomy places the organism in Eukaryota, Metazoa, Chordata, Aves, Passeriformes, Pipridae. Bases 176 to 2311 code for a protein of 711 amino acids. Gene Ontology annotation, molecular function: RNA binding. Gene Ontology annotation, cellular component: cytoplasm. The record is from RefSeq and is a predicted model, not a curated record. The transcript is spliced from 19 exons.